GAGGGAGUAUUUCUAAAAUUUGUUACAAUUAUGAUAACAUUUAUUUUAUCAUAAUCAUAUUACUAAAAAGUAUAUGCUCAAAAGCUAACAAUUCCUCUAUUUCACUAAAUUUGCAGUACUUGUAUGGUGAGCUGGCUUAGCUCGAUAUCAAUUAAGAAACUUAUAUACUUCCUCCGCCACGCAUUAUGUGCAACAUUUUCUAAAAAUGGAUGUUACACAUUAUCUGCAACAAACUAAAACUUUCCCCUUUUAGUAAUUUUUUUACUUAAAAUGACCAAUGUACCCUUAGUUAACUUUACUAACACAUAUUAAAUGAUUAAGAUUAUAUGUUAUUAACAUAUUAACCAAAAUUAAUUAAUCAAUCAUCUAAACCCAUCCCAAUCUCUCUCCUCCUUUACAACCACCUCCACCACCAUUAUCACCAACUUUUCUCUCACCUGCCUCGUAGCCGCCACUGCCACUGCCACCGCCACCACCAAUUUUCUCACGCUUCUCUCGCAGCGACGGUUCGAUCCACACCAGCCAAAAUUGCCCACCCACCCACCCAGUCCCAACCCCGAAUCCCCCUGAGCACCUCUACUCCAUUAAUGUCUCCGUGAACCCCCCCCCCCCAAGUCGCCUCUGUCGCCCAAGCCUACCCCUGUUGCGUCGAGAUCCACCGCCGAUCGAGUCACCGGCCUCCUCCUCCAUGAUAUUGUCGCUGAUCCUUCUGGAAAUUGAAAUCCUAAAAAUUGAUUAGGGUUUGCGGUGGUGAGAGAGUGUGUAAAGGGUGGUUUGUGGACUGUGGUGGUUGCGAACUGGGUGAGAUUGGUUGCGGUGGUUUCAGAUCUUGGUUGCGUCGGUGGGGUUUCAGAUCUGGAUGGUGGGGUUCGCGAUGUUGCGUUGCUCAGGUGGUGGGUUUUCGCGAUUAAUUGGCUACUGAGGUUUCACGUUGUCGCAAUUUCGCUCAGGUGAUGGGGUUCCGCGAUUUGGCUGGUGGGGUUUCGGAUCAUGGUGGUGGUGGUUACGGGGUAGGCCUAGGUAAGGUGGUGGUGGUUACGUGGUAACGACGAGUGGGGUGGUGGUGGUUACGUGGUAACGGCUAGUGGGGUGGUGGUGGAUGUUCUGCUGGCAGGUGGUGUAGUGGUGGCCAUUAACUCUCUCUCCUAACCUUAAGCACACACCUUUCAUUUAGUUAAUCAACAUUAAUAAAUUUUAUCUUAGGAAACGUGCAACAAGUUUGUUGCACAUAAUAUGUGGCGGAGGAAGUAUAUAUAUAUAUAUAUAUAUUUAAAAUUUUGGGAUGAUAAUUAAAAUAUGAAAAAUUUGGGGAUGUUAUUAAAAAAUCAAAAUAAACGGUUUGUCACUUUUAACCCUUUUUCUUCAAAAUAAAAAUGGAAUCCAUCACUGUUCACUGCCCAUAAAUAGUUGGCUGUGUUUUUCUCCACUAAAAUAUUCUAAUUCGACGGAAAUUGCCGUUCUCAUGUCUCAUAAAUUACAGACUAUUUCAAUGGUGAAAAAGCGAAAGUUUUUGCAGAAUUUUGGACCAACCUAAACCCCCAUUAAAAUAACCCAAAACAAUUUUUAAUUUAAUUGAAAACUAUUUCACUAAUUUACUAUUAAUGGGUUGAAUUUUAUAGAUUCACUUGAAAAUUAAUAGCCACCAUUCCCACUAAUUAUAAUUCCCCUUUUUCACAAAUACUUAUACUCUUUAAAUAUCUUGUUUUACUCUCAAUCUUCUUUUUCAUGGCAUCUCAACCUCCAUUGAUGAUUUCUUUCUUCUCUAAAGCCCUGUUUGUUUCUCUGCAAUUAAUUUCUUCCUAAAUAAAUUAAUCAAAAAUUAAAUAAAAAUUCCCCCUUUAAUCCAUUUUUCUUCUGUUGACUUAUUUGGCACGCUUCUCUAUUUCUCUCUCUAAUUUUUGAUGUUUUUAAUUAAGGGUAAUUAAUGGGUAAUUAAUUAUUUUCAACAUUUCUUAAGUACUAUCUUUGACUGUUUUGUAUUGGUUUCCAAAGGUUUAAAGUUCUUUGAUGUCCAAAGGCAAAGAAAUUGAGGAAAAACAAGUUGAUAUGGAAGGCAACGAAUUCGAUGAUCAAGAGUAUGAAGAAAAUGGAGAUAAUUUCUACUACUGUGAAUCCGAUGAAGAGGAAAUCAUUCAUGUCAUUGAUUUGAAUUCCUCUGCAGCAGCUUAUUCGAUUGUUUCGGAUGAGCUGCGGCCUGGGAAAAUCAGGAAGAGUAAUGCUUCUUCCUAUGUUAAUUUCGGGCUUGAUCUAUCAUUAGGUAUCAAGCCUCAGGAUGCAGAUUAUACACACUAUCAUGUUCCUCAACUCAGUGAUGAGUUGGAGAAUAUGAUAGUGGCAAGAAUUCCGCUUUUGGAAUUCAGAAAAUUGUGCUUGUUGAACAAAAAGUUCUUAGCUCAAAUUAAAAAUGGGGAUUUGUUGAGAGAAAGGAGAAUGAUUGGUGUAAGAGAAGCAUCAGUGUUCAUGCUUGCCAGUGGGGAGGAUAAUUGGUGGGCAUUUGAUCAGCAGUUUACAUUCCAUAAGGCGCUUCCUGUAUUACCUUGUGAUGGUGUCUUUAGACUCGGUGAUAAAGAGUCUCUUUGUGCCGGGACUCAUCUUCUUGUUUGUGGGAAUGAGUUGGAUGGACCUGUCAUAUGGACUUAUGAUGUGAUCAUGAACAAAUGGUUCAAGGGUAGUUCCAUGAUUCAGCCUAGGUGUUUGUUUGCAUCUGCAUCAUCUGGUGGCUUAGCCUAUGUAGCAGGAGGCAUUGGUCUGGAGAGUGGAGGGAUUUUGAACUCGGCUGAGAAGUAUGAUCCUAUGACCAGAUCGUGGGAGCCGCUCCCAAGGAUGAAAGUAAAAAGGAAGAUGUGCUCUGGCGUUUACAUGGAUGACAAAUUCUUUGUCAUCGGAGGACAAAGCCAAAAUAAUGAAGUUCUAACCUGUGCUGAGGUUUUUGAUGAGAAAAGAAAUAUUUGGGUGGAAAUACCGGGGAUUUUGAAUGGUUUAACACUACCCUCUUCUCAGUCUACCCCGUCUCCACCUCUAGUUGCUGUUGUUAACAAUGAGCUAUACACUAUCGAAACAUCAACAAACAGCUUGAUGGUGUAUCUGAAAACCAGCAAUUCUUGGAGGGAUUUGGGACCUAUUCCUGUUCGAGCUGAUAUAAACAAAGGUUGGGGUGUGGCCUUCAAGUCUCUUGGUAACGAGUUGCUGGUCAUAGGUGGAUCAACUAUAUCUCUGUCAGGCCGUGGUAUGACUAUUUAUACUUGCUGUCCUUACCCGAGUGCUGAAACCUUGAAUUGGAAGCUCCUUGAUGAUGGUGGUGGCAAUAGACGAAGUCAUUUUAUAAUGAACUGCACUGUUAUGGUUGCUUGAAGGACACUUGAAGGCUCAAACCUUCUUGAGCCAUGGGAUGGAAUAUCAUGGGCAGUAAAUUACAAAAUAACUAAUAAGGUUAUGUGCCAGUAAUUUAGGCACUUAACCUGUAUUAUAUAUCUUUGUUUUAAGUUUUUUGUGUGUUGUUUCAGCUAAUGUGAUUCGAGUGACUUGUAUUCAUAUCGUGGUUGGGUUGUGCUUCAUGUUACCUUUGAGAUAAUUGGAUUCAGUUCCCUAAAAAGAAAGCUCAACUAGCAUGUACUUGUGUUAUUCGAAAUUUGUCUUACGAAAUUGCAUAAAAUUCCUUGAAUAAUGCACAUCUUCCAUGUCUUCCUGUCUGCUGCCAA
Molecule: messenger RNA, 3698 nt
Organism: Chenopodium quinoa (quinoa)
Lineage: Eukaryota; Viridiplantae; Streptophyta; Magnoliopsida; Caryophyllales; Amaranthaceae
Product: F-box/kelch-repeat protein At3g27150-like
Exons: 2
Coding region: 2008-3351 (447 amino acids)
Cellular component (GO): cytosol
Molecular function (GO): protein binding
Source: RefSeq, a predicted model, not a curated record